This is a messenger RNA of Pseudophryne corroboree (corroboree frog), 2576 nucleotides long. It is a transcript of the gene XPNPEP2, whose product is annotated as X-prolyl aminopeptidase 2. The record is from RefSeq and is a predicted model, not a curated record. The transcript has 21 exons. Gene Ontology annotation, molecular function: metalloaminopeptidase activity. Lineage: Eukaryota; Metazoa; Chordata; Amphibia; Anura; Myobatrachidae. Bases 81 to 2111 code for a protein of 676 amino acids.
UAUCAGAUCAGCUCAGAGAUUACUGUGCACCUCUAGGAGAUAGGAGGGUGAUUCUCUUUCUGCUGCAGGUGGAGGAUACCAUGUCUGAGUUUCUCUGGACCUUUGUGCUAUGCAUCUACAUCCACUAUGGAUUGUCCGCAGGUUUUCCCCAACAGCCGCGAGACACUACCAUAAGGAAUUGUUCUAUCAGUCCUCCGUACAUUCCACCCACUGCAAAGAUUUCCACUGAAGACCUGAACAAGCUUCGGCAGGAGAUGAGAAACAGCAACAUUAGCGCCUAUAUCAUACCGCCCACCGACCCGCACCUGGGGGAGUACAUUGCAGAUCCGGAAAAACGAAGACAGUGGCUGACCGGUUUCACCGGAUCCUCAGGCUCCGCCCUAGUGACCCUCGACAGAGCCGCAGUGUUUACGGAUAGCCGGUAUUGGACGCAAGCAGAGCGCCAGAUGGACUGCAACUGGGAGCUGCAGAAGACGCUGUCAGCGUCUAACAUUGUGUCCUGGAUCCUGGAAGAACUUAAAGAUGGAGAUAAAAUUGGCUUUGAUCCUUUCCUUUGGUCUAUUGAUGAAUGGGAGUCUUUUAACAAUUUACUGGAGGAUUCUGGGAGAAUUCUGCUCUCAAUACCCAACAAUCUGGUGGAUGUGGUUUGGGGAAGUCAGCGGCCCCCUCUACCCAACAACGAGGUCUAUUCCAUUCCUAACGAGUUUGUAGGCAGCACCUGGCAGGAAAAAGUGACUAAUAUCCGAAAUCAAAUGAGCCAGCACUCCCAGAAGCCGACCGCGGUGCUGUUAUCCGCUCUGGAAGAGUCUGCAUGGCUGUUCAACCUCCGUGGACAAGACAUUCCAUACAAUCCUUUCUUCUACUCAUACUCCCUGCUGACCACAGACUCCAUCAGCUUGUUUGUAAAUGUCAGCCGGAUCUCAAGUCAGGUCCGUGGCUACUUGACCAGCAAUUGUCCUGGAACGUGUGUCCAAAUUUUGGAAUAUGAGAAAGUUCGGGAAACCGUGGUAGAGUACGUGCGGGGCAAUGUGAAGAUAUGGAUUGGAUCAAAGUACACCAAUUAUGGAGUAUAUGAAAUUAUACCAAAGAGCAAACUUGUGGCUGAGGAAUAUUCUCCGGUCAUGAGGACAAAAGCCGUGAAAACUGAAAAAGAACAGCAAUUAUUGAAGAACUGCCAUAUCCGGGAUGCGGUGGCUGUGAUCGAGUACUUGGCUUGGCUGGAGAAAACCGUACCGACGGACACUGUGACUGAAGACAGCGGAGCAGAAUAUGUUGACGAGCGCCGAUCGAAACAGGCAUACUUCAAAGGGCCGAGUUUUGGUACCAUUUCUGCCGGUGGUCUAAACGCAGCGCUACCGCAUUACAGAGCAACGAACGAGACCAACCGCAAACUGAGUGUGAGAGAAAUGUACCUCGUUGAUUCUGGGGGACAGUAUUUUGAUGGAACAACAGACAUCACAAGGACCGUUCACUGGGGGAAACCAACUGACUUCGAAAAGGAAGCUUAUACGCGGGUCCUGAUGGGAAAUAUUGAGCUGAGCAGACUGGUCUUCCCGCCGCGCACAUCUGGGAGAGUGAUAGAAUGUAUAGCCAGACAGGCUCUGUGGGAAGUGGGCUUAAAUUUUGGCCAUGGCACCGGACAUGGAAUCGGAAACUUCUUCGCUGUCCAUGAAUGGCCAGUAGGCUUUCAGUCGAGUAACAUUGGAAUGACUGUUGGAAUGUUUACAUCAAUCGAGCCUGGUUACUAUCAUGACGGAUAUUUUGGUAUUCGCAUUGAGGAUAUUGCGGUGGUAGUGGAAGCAAACACAAAGCACACAUUUGGAGGCGAGAAGUAUCUGACAUUUGAGACGGUGACCUUAGUUCCAUAUCACAGAAGUCUGAUUGACACCAGUAUUAUGACAGAUGUACAGAUUGAAUAUGUUGACAAGCUGUAUGAGAAAAUCAGACGCAUUAUGGGGCCUGAACUAAAGAAACAGAAUCUUAAUGAGGAAUAUAAAUGGCUGGAGAAGAACACGGAGCCGUUAUCACAUGGGACGUUCAUUACAGCAUCUCUCGGGGUCCUGACAGUAACGGUUAUAACCAACGUAUUUCUACAGCAGGCGUCGGUGUGACAGAUCUGUGAGAUAACGAACACCUGCUAGUUAUUAAUAAUAACUUUCUCAACUCAAUACAUUUCUUGAAAUAAACAAAUAAGGGGAUGGCGCUAAAGAUAUUGAGGAACUAACAGCAGCAUUAUUCCAGCAAUAUAAUAUUUUCGCUCAUGUGGUUAUUGUGUAAUGAAUGAUCAAAAUUCCCUAAACCGGUCUUGGAAAUAUCCAGCGCAUCUGACUGCGAUAUUUGACCAUAAUUGUCCCCCGUCAUCUACCGACUGCGUGACAGUGCCAGACAAUUUAUUGUUAUUGUAUAAAACUCUUUUUAAUAACUUCCUUUGUUUUUUUUGUGAAAUGAACAAUAACCACAAUACAAUAUGUAUUCUGCUGUAAUAAAGCGAUUUGAGGAAAGCUGUCCUUCAAAUGACCUUUCUGCUGCAGAAUGUACAUCUAUUACAUGUUAACGUUUAUUUUCUAUAAGAUCAG